Cephus cinctus (wheat stem sawfly) is the source of this 3106-nucleotide messenger RNA. It is a transcript of the gene Tango10, whose product is annotated as BTB/POZ domain-containing protein 17. Gene Ontology annotation, molecular function: protein binding. Bases 380 to 1885 code for a protein of 501 amino acids. Lineage: Eukaryota; Metazoa; Arthropoda; Insecta; Hymenoptera; Cephidae. The record is from RefSeq and is a predicted model, not a curated record. The transcript has 4 exons.
CUCGAACAAAGAACUGAUCGGAGCGCUCAAGUAUUUUGUGAAGUUUACAGCGCCCUUAAGUAGUGAAUUUUGUAAAAACAGGGUGUAAAGCUGUCCAUAAAAAAACCUGAUAACACAGCUGUCGUACGAGCUUCAGUUUACUUCGUUCAAGACUUCAAAUUAAACGAAGUGUAACAAUUUCUUGUAUACUACAUACAUAUAAGAUAUAUUGAGCGAGUCGCCACGUCAUCACACAGUACUGAAUUUGAAUGUCAAUUUGUCACUUAACCAAUAAUUUUACAUCAUUGGCUUGAAGUGCCGAUCUCAAUGUACCAAGGAAAAUAAAUACGGUUUCAAAACGUCGAGACAUGUGCAACUGCUACGAAGUACUUUCAGAUGGAUGACAGGUAGUACAAGUAUGGAUCAGAGUAAGAAAGCUAAGGGGUCUGGUAGUGAAUCCAGCCCCGGAAAUGAAGCUGAAAGUUCACAUUCAAUAGAGGUAGAUAACUCAAGGUCAGUCCUACUCAAAAUAGCUACCCUGUAUGCAGAACGCCUCAUGAAUGAUAUCUGCCUUGUAGUAGAUGGUGUAGAGUAUCCAGCACACCGCCUUAUUCUUUGCGCUUCUAGUGAUGUUUUUCAAGUGAUGUUAAUGAGUCCUCAAUGGAGCGAGUCUCAGGAAAGCAGGGUAACGCUACAAGAAACACCACAAUGUGCAGCCAUAUUCAGUGAAUUUCUACGUUACUUCUACACUGGACAGAUAAGAAUUAAUUAUGGUGUAGUACUACCAAUUUUAUCCUUAGCCGACAAGUACAAUGUCAAAGAUUUAAUUUCAUUAUGCAUCAAUUACAUGCAAAGUCAUAUUGCAGUAGCAGCCACACAUGGGACUCUAGUAUCGUGGCUAGAGUACACCUUAAACUGUGGCCAUCAUGAUAUUACACAAAUGUGUCAGAACUUUGUUAAGUGGAAUUUUGAACUUGUAGCAAAGACUCCUGACUUCGGUAAUUUUGAAUUGGACGUUCUCGUAUCCUUAUUACACCAGAGUAGCUUAGUGAUCAAAGACGAGAUGACAUUGUACGAAUGUCUGGAGUCAUGGUUGGAUCUUCAAGUGAAUCGCUUGAGAACCCAAUUAUCACCAGCAGAAUUAGAAGCGACAUUAGAACAGUUAGUAAUUGCAAUAAUGACACCCGUUAGAUUUCCCAUGAUGUCUCCUCGACAAUUAGCAGAGUUACUUUUAUCACCAUUAACAAAAAAAUAUAAAGAGUUCUUUGUCGAUCGAAUGGCUAUUGGAAUGUAUUUCCACUCAGGUCAGCACGAAAGAGUAAAAGAAGUCAUUAGAAAUGAAGAGGAUAGUGCUUUGCUCUUUGAACCAAGACUCUACACAGUGGAUACAUGUAGUUCUCUGCUGACCAUUGAAAAUUUUCAUAGCCUACCAUCAUAUCACACCAGAACCCUGGUAUUCUCGAGUCACUCCUAUCUAGCAGAGUAUGCAGGUGACCGAGCUUGUGAAUGGGUCGUAGACAUUUACCCUAAGGGUGUCUGGUUCAAAAAGUUCUACCUCAUAGUAUGGCAGGGUACGGUUGAGGUACCAGAACGCGUGAUACGCUCAGUCAGGUUGUCAUUGACAUGUAGGGAACCACCACAGAAUCGUGAAUCUGAUAUGAGGGUGAAGGUGGGUGUCUUGUUCUAUGGACUUCAGGAUGGUGUUGAGCAUAUUGCCAGGGUAACUGAAGUGAUACAUCGAUUUAGUGCGGAUGACCGUGUCCUGAACUUAGACGAUUUGUUGCCGUUUGAGGAACUCAAUCCCCAACAGGGUUCUGUUCCUUCUGGGACUGCUAUCUCACCACUUCUUGUAGGUCCCAAUAAAGACAUGCUCAAAUUGCACAUUGUUAUCUCACCAGCUGAUUAAAAUCAAUUUGAUAUUAAUGAACAUUAGAUCUUCGCGUAAUUGAAUUAUGGUGCUUUUUAAUUCGUGGUCAACAAUCAAUAUGUAAGAUACAGUAGACACGAUGAACAAAGAUUCUGACAUACAUGGGUUAAUAUAAAGAGAAAUGGCACUUUAUUUAUUUUCAUUCAAUUGUACUUGAAAAAUACAAUAGGGCAAGAUAAAGUAUGGUAUCUUAUAUUACAAAAACGUCAGGUGCAAGGAGUGUAGGUAUCAAUUGAAUUGCGUGUUUCAUAUUGAAUAAUGAAAAGUCAAGUAUAUUUAGCAUAGCUUUUUCCAAACGUACACCUGUAAGGCGAAAUAAUGUCUCAGUAUAGAAAAAGAAAUAUUUUCCGUUUGUUUACUUCUAAAUAAAAUUCUAAAUAGCUACUUAAGGUAGGGAAAGAAAUUUGCACAGUGACAGUGUAUCUUAGUAUAUGUAGAUUUUGUGAAGAUAUUGGAUAAUAAGAAUUAUUAAGAGUUUACAAAUUUUAUUUAUGAUAAAUUCAUAAAAUAUUUAAAGUUAUUCUACUAAAAUUCCAUAAAAUUGGAAAAUAACUGACAAUAUGCAUAUUUAUUAUACUAGUUCGUUAUCAAACAUUGCAUAAAAACAUCAGAUUACAACCUAUAUAUUUGAACAAAUCACCAUUAUUCUUAGAUUUUUCAUAUAGCAUACUGUCACAGUGGGCGAAAAGAUACUGCAAAACUAUAAUUGGGAAUUGUAUUAAAAAACAAGGAUUUAUAUAUUUAAAGAUAUAAGGACAACAACUUUAUGAAUUAAUUUAUACGUUAGAAGAUAUUAACAUUUGUUUCUUGUUUUUUCGAGCUGAAAUAGCUUCUCUAUAAGAAAUAUCGUUUCGUAAUGACAUGUCACGAGCACUGUGCAGUGCCGUAAAAAUAAACUCCAUAAUCAUAAGAAUUGUGUACCUUGAAAGUGAAUGGUGCGAUAAGAGAAGGGAUUCCCUGAUAUCAGACUGACACAAGUAUAAUUGCGAUAACAUAUCGUCACACUGUAGCGUCUGACAUAAUCGCAAAAGAAUAAGUACACACAUUUUAAAUUGCAAAAAUAUUAUGUAUCACCUAAUUGUUUUAAUUUGACCAAUUGUUCCUUCUCGAACUAAUCUUGUCACUUAGUGAUAUAGAUUUAUGAUAAAAAUAUUGCUAUUAUUGUACUGCCAGUAAUAAAAAGAAAUUGUAUUUGUUAUA